Molecule: messenger RNA, 5314 nt
Organism: Myotis lucifugus (little brown bat)
Lineage: Eukaryota; Metazoa; Chordata; Mammalia; Chiroptera; Vespertilionidae
Gene: NHSL2
Product: NHS like 2
Exons: 8
Coding region: 1-3423 (1140 amino acids)
Biological process (GO): cell differentiation
Source: RefSeq, a predicted model, not a curated record
AUGCGGAGGGGCACGGAAAGGGAGCCGUGGGUGCGGGCUGCAGCUAACUCGAGUCGGGAAAAUGCGACAGCGACUGCCCACUCGAGGUCGUCAUGGCGACAGCCAGUGAACGUGUUCCUCUCCUCAGGCAGGCCCCCGAGUGUAGAGGAGCUGCUUCGAGAGGCGCAGCUUAAUCUCCAGAGCCUGUUGCAAGAAGAAUAUGAGGAGCAGUACUCGGAGGCCAGACUGCUGGGGCAGACCUUCCGCUCUGCUGAUGAGGCCCCUGAGCCCACUCCCAGCCCAAGGCCCCAGUCUGCCAGGCGUCUGGAGUUUGUAUUGAUGCCUACAAAACAGCAGCUGAGCGAGGAUGAGACUACCACCCAGGGUGUGAGGGCCCCUGAGGCCUCCCUGAGCCUGUCUACCACAGCCGACAAGCAAGUUGCCUGGAAUACCCCCUUCCCUCUGCCCAUCCUAGAGGAGAAGCGGUGGCUUCAGCCUUGCUCCACGCACUCUGACAUUGUGCCCAUCAACAUCUCUGGGCAGCAGUUCGAUAAACAUGCAAGUUUGCGACACUCCUUGUUUAACACAGAGACAGCCGUGAACCCCAAGUCCACCCUGAGGCGGAGGCGGACCAUUAUUGGAUUCUCUAACUUUUCACAGCAAGACCAAGGUCUCAGCAACAGCCCCACAGGCAGGUUGGCUUGCUCUACCAGCUCAGACAUCAAGCCCAGUCAUUCUGUUCCAGAAGGUGUUCAUGGAAGAGUUGCCGUUGGUGAAGAAGCUCAUUUCCCAAAUCUCACCUCACCAGUACUGAGAAAGCCUUCUAGUGAUCCCGACGAACCUCUCCAGGUGCGUGGUGGCACCAAGCCUCCUGGCAUGGAAAGCAUGGGAAUGGUGUAUAGCGUCUCCAGUUCUUGCAAUGGACCAACAGAAUCUACAUUCUCUGCUUUGUGGAAAGGAGAUGCUUUCACCUAUAUGACUCCAAGUGCCACCAGUCAGAGCAAUCAAGUCAAUGAAAAUGGAAAAAAUCCUUCUUCUGGGAAUUCAUGGGUCUCUCUGCACACACUGCCACCUCUGGUUCCUAAGGAGGCUGCUGCACUCUUUGUCACUCGUGAUAACCCAGCAGGAUGCAGUGGAUCAGCUGGCUACUCUGAACACCCUACACAACAAAGGCAAGUAUCAGAGCGACCCUUCAAGAUUGGCCUUCUGACUGGUGGCACCUCAAGGCUGGAUACAGGCCCAGGUGGGGCCAGCAGGUUCCGGGAGCGGUCACUGUCUGUACCUACAGAUUCAGGCACCACAGAUGUGAACUACGAUGAGGAGCAGAAGUCCAAUGAAGCCUGUGCCCUGCCUUAUGCCAGUACAAGUUCUGAGGGCAGUAACAGUGCUGACAACAUUGCCUCCAUUAGUUCCCAGCAAGAUGCCCACCACAGAAGGCAGAGAUCCAGGAGUAUCUCACUCAAGAAGGCCAAAAAGAAGCCUUCCCCACCAAUGCGCAGUGUCUCACUGGUCAAAGAUGAACCAGUCCUCUUGCCAGAAGGUGGGUCAGCACUAUCCAAGGACCAGAGGCCCAGGAGCCUUUGCCUCUCCUUGGAACACCAAGGACAUCAUUCAUCCCAGGGUCACCCAGCUGUGCCCACCUUCAAAGACCCAGAAGAUACACAAUUCUCCCACCACUGGUAUCUUACUGACUGGAAGUCUGGUGACACCUACCAGUCCUUGUCCAGCUCCAGCACUGCCACUGGCACCACAGUCAUUGAGUGUACCCAAGUUCAGGGCAGCUCAGAGUCUCUUGCCUCCCCUUCCAUCUCCAGAGCUACUACGCCUUCCCAACUCUCCAUUGAGGUAGAGGCUAGGGAGGUACCCUCUCCAGGAAGGCCCACUGGGCUGAUGUCACCCUCCAGUGGAUACUCCAGCCAGUCGGAGACACCAACACCCACUGUCUCCAUGUCCUUGACCCUGGGCCACUUGCCUCCUCCAAGUGGCAGUGUCCGGGUACGUCCAGUGGUACCCGAGAGGAAGUCAUCACUGCCCCCAACAUCACCAAUGGAGAAAAUUUCAAAGUCACGAUUAUCGUUUGACCUACCAUUGACCUCUUCUACCUACCUGGAUCUGUCUGGGAUGAGUAUCUCCAUACGAAGCAAAACCAAGGUGAGCCGGCAUCACUCAGAUACCAAUUUUGGGGCCAAGUUGGUCCAGAAAACUAGCCCCAACCAGCCAAUCAUGCCCAUGGUUACUCAGUCUGAUCUACGUUCUGUCCGCCUCAGGUCAGUAAGCAAGUCUGAGCCAGAAGAUGACAUUGAGAGCCCUGACUAUGCUGAGGAGUCGGGAGAAGUCUUCACCUUGCUAGAGAGAAAGAUGAAACCUCCCAUAGCUGAGAAACCCCCACUGGCUCGAAGGCCUCCAAGCUUGGUCCACAAACCACAAUCUGUCCCCGAGGAGUACCCACUAACUUCGCCGACAUUGGCUAUGACCCCUAAGAGCUCAAUUCAAUACAUGAGGCCAUUCCCUCCAGACAUCUACACGGUGGUGAGGAAACCAAAGUCCUCCAGCUUCCCUGAGGCCAGAAGCCGAGGGGAGUCAACAGCACCCUCAGCUCUUGUUUUUACACCUUUUGCCAGUUCCUCUGGUGCUUUCUGCUCAGAAAACCAGCAACCUCCCCAGGGAAGUACAGAGGAUGAGGGCUCUAAGGUGAGAGCCCUGCCUGAAAGAAUUAGCCUCCAGAGCCAGGAACAAGCUGAGAAGAAGAAAAGCAAGAUUCCACCUCCUGUACCAAAAAAGCCCAGCGUGUUAUACCUGCCUCUCACUUCACCCACAGCUCAAAUGGAGGCCUAUGUGGCUGAACCAAGGCUGCCUGUCAGCCCCAUCAUCACCCUGGAAGAAGAUGCCAAGUGUCCCCCAACUGGCGACCACCUGCAAUCACCUGGUACAACAAGGACGACUACCACCCCACAGGCUGAUGAUGGAAGGGAGGCAAGCCCUCCAGGGAGUAUUAUGGAACCAAGUACUGAAGAAAAAAGUGUUAUCAGUGAUAAAACAGCUGAAUGGAUUGCAGAAGAAGAUGAUGAUGUGUUUGUGGCUUCACGUACAACUGAAGAUUUAUUUACUGUGAUACACAGGUCCAAAAGAAAGCUGCUUGGCUGGAAGGAGCCCGGUGAGGCCUUUGCCGGAGGCAGCAGACCAAGCUCCCACUCACCAAUAAGGAACACAGCUGAUUCUCCAAUUAGUGAGUCAGCUGCCUCUGCAGGGUCAAGCGGCAGUAUCAGCCUAGAUGCUGGCAGAAACGAUGAUUUCAAGGCCUUGCUACAAAAGAAGGGCAGUAAGGCAACUCCAAGGUCCCGCCCCUCAGCAGCGGAACUGCUGAAGACCACUAAUCCACUUGCUCGGAGAAUUAUUGCACAGUUUUCAAAAGACUAUGACACCACCGAUAGUCCCAGUACCUAAGCCCUGGGUUGAGCAAGUAGGGAUCAGUUACUAAACUUGAGUAUAAAAAGGGGAAGAGGAAGGGUUCUAAAAAGAAACCAUGGAAAUAACAAAAAAGCCUACAUUUCUUUUACUUAAACUCACACUCCGGACAGCAGGAGAGAGACCACUUUAUCUAGAAAUCAUCAGGCACUUUAAUCAUAUGCAGACAUUUUAUGUUUUCAUACUUAAAAUCUUGCCAUUAUUGACUACAGAUUUUCUUCUUAUUUUCUGCCCGUGGUGUGCACCAAGAAGAAAUUCUCAGAUGCAAGGGCACACAUGCAUGUUUUCAAUGAAUGACCAGCUGCUCCAUCCCUGGCUCCUAUUACUAAGGAGAACAGUGUAAGAGCAGAUUGGAGGCUAUCAAACCUGGGGAAAUAGGGAGCCGUUGCUGAUUAUUCACUUCCUUGGUGAGGCCUUAAUGACUUGUGUGGAGAAACAGAAAGACUCUGAUGCCUCUUCAAUCAUAGUUUAACUCUCUCCCACUGGGUUUGCAGGUGUGCACUUAUUUUGGCAUGAGUUGAUUGGAUGGCUUUUGUGCAAAAUAUGAAUGUUACUUGGCCCUGAACUUCAUGCCUUUUUUAGUUUGAUUGUCUACACGGUGAUCAGGGUGAUGAGUUUCGAUAACAUACAGACCCUUCCCCCACACACACCCCUUAGCUAGAAGAGGUCAGAACCUGGUUACUUUGAAUGAACCAAGCUCAGCCAACAAACAAGGCAGCCAUUUGUCCACCCUGAUCUAUCUGAGGUAACUUGCACGCAUGCUUUCAGAACCUUCUAUGGGUCUGAAGCUAAACAAUGAUAGCUAAAAUCUGUGCCCAGCUUAUGCUGCAUUCAAAGAACUCUCAUUUCAUUGGCAUAUAACAUUCACUACAGUAAGUAAUUAGCUGAACUAAUGGCAUCACCAAAGGCUCAAGGAGUAGAGAAAGUAAGUGUAACUUGCCCACCACCGUUCAAUUCAGAUUGUGGUUUGUGGUUGGUUGGUUUUGUUUAAAGGAAGUCUUACUAUGGUCCAGAACUGAGAAUGUAUAAACUAAAAGGAUAUAUCCAGAAUCUAAAAGGCAGCCUUGCAAGUUGCUUUGGCCCAUAAUACAAAAAAGGCCUAAUUAGUUAACCAUGUGGGGAGAGAGGGUAAGAGCUGGGUAAAUAGGAUGCUGAUGGAGCCCCAGAACAAUCAUUGUGACUCCUCCUGACCCCCCCCCCCACCCAAGCUAAUAUGCACUAACUCUUCUUGUCAGCUCAAUUUUCUAAGCAAAACCAGAGCAGUGAUUCAUUUGAUUUUCAUAUGUCUGGUUUCUGGGAGGUUGGGGGAAAAACAGACCAAGAUUGAACAAAGAAAACUGGUUGAGCAAUAAUGGAGAGGUAACUGUCCACUGUCCAAGGAGGGGAAAAGAAGUCAAAUGAAAUAGUAGUCUGUCUCACAAAGAGGGUUCCCUUACCCUUUACUUCUUCACGCCCCACCCCCAACAGAUUCAUUGGUCAACCUCCUAGAGGAUGCAGAAACUGCCCCAGAGACAAGCAGAUCUUGAUUUUGAUAGAUCGUGUUGCUCACCAAUAAGAAGCAAACUCUUAGCACAACUGCCCACACUCCAGAGAACAGAGCAGCUGAAAAACCACACUGUGUGCUGAAAAGACUUAAGCCUCUCACACAGAAGCCCUGGGCCUAGGCACUUGGUUGGUACAGUUCUGAAUUCUAGACUUCUGAGUACAGGCCAGACCCACCCACUCCCUUGAAAUCAGCACUUUCCCCUGAUUUAUACCAAAGCCACUUAAUAUAAUAAACAACAAAAUCCCAGCUGCUUUGUAAAGAAUUCAAACUAUUUGGUUUGUAGUAUGGAUGUUGAUGAUAGAGAGCAAGUCAUUCUCAACAUAA